GGCGAUCGUGUUGUAGUCGCCGCCGCCGUCAUCACCGUCACUGCCGCGCGCCGCUGGCAUUCGCCAACGGACCGUCGACCCUUAACGUUCUCGAGUAAUAAUUUAUAAUUAUUGCACUAAUAGAACGAUAUUAUUUCGAUGAUUUUCUUCUGAUAUUUGUAUCUUGUAUGCUAUCACAUAGGAUAUUAUCAGGAAACUCGCGCACGCCACCGUGCACUGCAGAUACAAGCGCGAAAAAUCUUAACCAUAUUAUUAUUAAUUAUAUAACAUUGUUGGUGCUUACCGAGUAAUUAUCGAGGAGGUAACCUACGUCGGUUUUUCUUUCGUUUCCCUCUUUUUUUUUUCGUCCGAUCGCCUUGCGCGCACCUAUAUAUAAUAAUAAUUUCGCACAGCGUUUGGAGUUAGUUUUCACGCGGGCGGCCUUGAACGGACGACAUUGACAGUGUUCUCAUAAUAUAUAAAUAACCUAUUUAUAUAUAAAUAUUAUAUACACGCACAACAAUAAUAAUAAUAAUAAUAAUAAUAACAGUCGCUCGCGUGCGUUUUACCUACAUUGGUUGUGGGUACCUACCAAGUACCUACUGCGCAAAUAAUAAUAAUAUAAUUUUGUUCGCGCACAAAACUGUUGUUUCGGCGAACGGCGGCGGCGCGGCGGCACAACCGGCUACGCGAUAUUUCAUGUGCUUGCGCCUUGCCGUAACAGCAAUCAGUCAAUCGUGACACGGACGCUCGGACGGACGGACGGACGAAGACGCGCCUGAAAAUGCCGCAGCUCAUAUUGGCCAACAGCGAACGGAUCGCCGCCGUCGUCGACGACCACAAGCCCGUCGGCACGGACGCUGAUUUCCCCGACGUGCUGGCCGACCUGGACGUGGACGCGGACGAGUUUCCAGACGACGUUGUCGAGUACGGUCGUGUCCGGGUGGGCGAGACCGAGGAGUCCAGGACCAGAUUGGUGGCUGAACUCGAAGACAUGAUAUACGAGAAAGGGGAUGUUACACCACACAGAAUGGACGAAAAGUUUCUACUACGGUUUUUAAGAGCUCGACAUUUCAAACUUAAUGCCACAUAUAAACUAUUCGUGAAUUACUACAGAUUUAGAGAAAGUCAUCCAGAUUACUACACAAUAAACCCAUUAGAUUUGUCUUUCAUAGCCGAUUCAGAAGUACUAAGCGUUCUUCCUUAUAAAGAACAGACAGGCAGACGAAUUUUAAUUUAUAAAUUAGGUAAUUGGGACACCAACGACUUCGACAUGAACGAAAUACUUAAAGCGUCGCUGGCCACGUUAGAGCUUGGAAUUUUGGAGCCGAUAGCUCAAAUACUCGGAGGGGUGGUCAUAUUCGAUAUGAACGGAUUCACGCUUCAGCACGCUUACCAAAUCACUCCAAAAGUCGUUUCUACGAUUUUCGACCUCAUCGUCUAUAGCAUACCGAUGAAAACGUACGCGAUUCACAUAAUCAAUGAGUCGUGGGUGUUCGAAACGGCGUUCAAUCUCUUUAAGCCGUUUUUGGGCAAGCGUUAUAACGAAAUGUUAUUUUUCCACGGUAAAAAUAUGGACUCUUUACACAAACACAUCGAUCCGAAAUAUUUGCCAAAAGUAUACGGUGGAGUGCGUCCAAAUUAUCCUUAUCAACAUUGGUUUAUUAAUUUGAAGAACAAUGCCGCAGUAGUAAAAGAAAUGGAAAGCUUGGGUUAUGGCAUUGAUCCUAAAUGAUUUUAAGUCUCGUUGAAACAUUAUACUAUUGUAAUUACACAUAUAAUUUUUUUUUAAUUUUAAGUCUUAUCUUUUUAAUUUUUGGUUCAUGUUUAUCAUUUUUUUUAUUUCAUUUUCAAUAAAUAUAAUAUAUUAUAAAGUAUUUAAAUAAAUCCAUGACAUUGAUCAUCCAUGA
This is a messenger RNA of Metopolophium dirhodum (rose-grain aphid), 1889 nucleotides long. Its product is annotated as alpha-tocopherol transfer protein-like. Gene Ontology annotation, cellular component: membrane. The record is from RefSeq and is a predicted model, not a curated record. The transcript has 7 exons. The coding region runs from base 764 to 1714 and encodes 316 amino acids. Gene Ontology annotation, molecular function: phosphatidylinositol bisphosphate binding. NCBI's taxonomy places the organism in Eukaryota, Metazoa, Arthropoda, Insecta, Hemiptera, Aphididae.